AUGGACCUCUCUGUUUUGCCAAAUAACAACCAUCCUGACAAAUUCCUGCAGCUCGAUGUGAAGUCUUUCAUGAGGAGCUCAGCAAUUCUUCAGGGCAGCCUGGUGAGGUUUCCAGGGGGGAGUUACCUACCCACCCAACGCUGGCAAAACCUUGUGUAUUCGCAGAGAGAAAAGACCAUCACUGCUCAGCAAAUGAGGCGAUCCAAUGCAGAGGGUGCUGUUGCUGUGGAUCAUCCUCCACCAUCCUUGUCAUCAGUUCUGAAGAAUAACCCACUCUAUGGUGACAUAGGUUUGGAGGAAGCUAUGGAAGAAAGAAAAAAGAAUCCCUCAUGGACCGCUGAGGAAUAUGACAGGCAUUCCCUGCACACAAACCUUUCUGGGCAUCUGAAGGAAAACCCUAAUGACCUACGGUUUUGGUUGGGAGACAUGUACACACCCGGUUUUGACACCUUAUUGAAAAAGGAAGAGGAACAAGAAAAGCAUUCAAAAUAUUGUCGUGUAGGUCUGAUUUUGCUCCUUGUUGCCUGCAUCUUGGUUUUCAUUGUGACAGUUAGCACAUUUUUCACCUGA
Messenger RNA from Nyctereutes procyonoides (raccoon dog), 570 nucleotides. It is a transcript of the gene MINAR2, whose product is annotated as membrane integral NOTCH2 associated receptor 2. The record is from RefSeq and is a predicted model, not a curated record. Bases 1 to 570 code for a protein of 189 amino acids. The transcript has 3 exons. Lineage: Eukaryota; Metazoa; Chordata; Mammalia; Carnivora; Canidae.